Molecule: messenger RNA, 2830 nt
Organism: Notechis scutatus (mainland tiger snake)
Lineage: Eukaryota; Metazoa; Chordata; Lepidosauria; Squamata; Elapidae
Gene: RAB11A
Product: RAB11A, member RAS oncogene family
Molecular function (GO): GTP binding; GTPase activity
Source: RefSeq, a predicted model, not a curated record
GAGCGUCACUGGUCCGAAGGCGGGGAGGGAGCCGCGGCUGCUGCAGGAGGAGGAGGAGGGAGCGGCCCCUUGGCUCUUGCCUGCGCUUCCUUCUUCGCUCCGUCCGCCAUCGCCGCCAUGGGGGGCUCCCGCGACGACGAGUACGACUAUCUCUUCAAAGUGGUUCUCAUUGGGGACUCCGGAGUUGGCAAAAGCAACCUCCUCUCUCGCUUCACGCGUAACGAGUUCAACCUGGAGAGUAAAAGCACCAUCGGUGUAGAGUUUGCCACCCGGAGCAUCCAGGUGGACGGCAAGACCAUCAAAGCUCAGAUCUGGGACACGGCUGGGCAGGAACGAUACCGAGCCAUCACAUCUGCCUAUUACCGUGGUGCCGUGGGGGCCUUACUGGUUUACGACAUUGCCAAGCACCUCACCUACGAAAACGUGGAGCGGUGGUUGAAGGAGCUGCGGGAUCACGCCGACAGCAACAUCGUCAUCAUGCUUGUGGGGAACAAAAGUGACCUCCGUCACCUGCGAGCCGUUCCAACAGACGAGGCCCGAGCCUUCGCAGAAAAGAACGGCCUGUCAUUUAUCGAAACCUCUGCUUUGGACUCUACAAACGUGGAAGCUGCUUUCCAGACCAUCCUGACUGAGAUUUAUCGCAUUGUGUCGCAGAAACAGAUGUCAGACAGACGCGAGAAUGACAUGUCUCCAAGCAACAAUGUGGUGCCCAUCCAUGUUCCUCCAACCACGGAAAACAAACCAAAGAUGCAGUGUUGUCAAAAUAUAUAAGAAGUUCAACUCCUGGAAAACGGUGUAUAUUCCCCCGGAUCUGAACGGAAGUAGAGUUUGAGCUGACAUUAUUUUUUCUUUUUCUCUCUCGUUCUCUACUCUCUCUUCCCCCUUUUUUCCCUCUCCAUCACAUUUUGCCUUUAUUUUAUUCUCCUCUCUCCGUUUCCUCAUCAUUUUGUCACCGUUUUCUCCUUGUCUUCCACCUCAGUUCUGUGACUCAUCUCUUUUCACACGAGGCUGCAGCAUCAUUUGAAAUGCUCGCGUCCUGCAAGGCAAACCUGGUUAACCGAUCACAGUGGAUCGCCUGCCUGGCUCACCUCGGGAAGGAGCAGAGGUGGCUUCUGUCAAAGCGUCCCCAGUUCAGACACCCCCGUCAACACAACGGCAUGAUUUGAUAACUCCCUUGUCCACUAUGGCCUCAGUGCUUAGAUGCCGUCUCUCUCUCUCUCUCUCUUGGCCUUCCACGUCCCCAGGGCCCUGCAGACUACAGCUCCCAUCAUCCCCUCUAGCCCCACUGUUGGCCCGAGAUAAUGGGAGGUGUAGGAAAAUGGGUCUGGAGAAAGCUAGGUUGAGAGAGCCAUUCGUUCAUCCGGUGGGCAAUGGAUGGCCUGGGCCCUUGGGUCAAAAAAUGCAAAUUGUUCGUUGGGUUGACUUUCUGUCUGGCCAGAACUGUGAUCCUGUUUGGAAGACCCAAGUCGGGGAGGAUAACCUCCGGGAACAGCUGGGCCUAAUGGAUUAGCAUCCAUGAGCAGGGCCUGUGGUCUCACUUUUGGAAUUGGCUUUGUUGAGGCCACACCCGCGUCGCCUUUCGAGGGUUUUUUAUUCAUGAUUGAGCAGACGGGUGACGUCUCCCCUUGCAAGCAAGGAGAGGAGGAUCAAUCCUCUGGCUGACAAGGCCACCGUGCGAAUUAAAUUAUUGCAGCCCACCCGGCUCAGGCCCAACAUCUGUUGCUGGAUGCUGGAUGAUGCCACAUAGUUAACCCUAAGAGGGAAGUGCCACCUCGCUUCGCUUGCUAGUCCCUGUGGCUCGUCGUCUGUGGCAUUUAGUUGUGUCGCACAAUCUAGUGUGGGCCCUGGGGGGCGGGGAAUCAUUUUGCAUGUUGCACAUGUACAGGUGAUGGAGAAGGCUUGGAGAUUGGGCGUCGCAGCUCCCAAGAAACUCAGACUUUUUAAUGAGAAUUGUCAGCAAAACUGGCACUGAUGCAUCCUCCCCCCACCCAUUGCCCCCCCCCCCCUUGGCUCAAACUGGUUUAGUUUCUCGGGAGGGGUGGGGGUGGGGGGGCAGUUCCUGGCCUGGAAGCCCUUGAAACUCUUCAGUUGCACACUAAAAGCCCCCAAGUGAUUGAGCCCUUCUGGGUUUCCAGAGGACAUUCCUUCGCAUCUCACUCCCCCAGGCAGCCUUACGGUUUGCAGCCCACACUGCCUGUCCGUCUGCAGCACUGUUCGAAAGAGGGGUUAGGGUGUGCACACCAGCACACACACAAUUGUGCAGUCUUUGGGAAGCCCAGCUGAAGAGGAAAGAGUCCCUGGUUUAUAGGGAGAAGGGAAGGAAGGAAGGAAGGAAGGAAGGAAGGAAGGAAGGAAAUGCUUCUUGCAGAUCUGUUCUUCCUGCUGCGUUGAAAGCUACUCCACUCGGCUUGUCUGCCAGUCUUGCAGUGCUCAUGACGUGUAAGGCGCACCGAGGGCAUUGCUGUAGUCCAGUCAUCUUUUGUUUUUGUUUUCUUUCUCCAGAGUGUUGUUAUUUUUCCGCACACUUUUUUUUUUUUUGGGUUCUUUCCCUUCUCGCACCCACUUUUUUUUUUUUUUAAAUUGCUUUGUACUGUUAUGCACAUUCUGUACCGAGUAUUUUUUAAUAUUGAUUUAAAAUUAUUCAUUUUUGGAAUUCUAAUAAAAGAAUCACAGGGGAUUGUUCAGAGGUUGUGGAGUGAACUUACUUGGAAUUAAAGACUCUGAUGGGCCUUUGAGGUUUAAAAAAAAAAAGAGGGGGGGGAAGAGGGCCCUUGAGCUGCGGGAAGAUCAUUGGAAUUAACGUGUCAAUAAAUUACGCGGAUCGACUUGA